Molecule: messenger RNA, 2110 nt
Organism: Bolinopsis microptera
Lineage: Eukaryota; Metazoa; Ctenophora; Tentaculata; Lobata; Bolinopsidae
Exons: 13
Coding region: 69-1838 (589 amino acids)
Molecular function (GO): RNA binding
Source: RefSeq, a predicted model, not a curated record
UAUUAUUUUAUAGAGUUAUUGAAAAUAGAACUUGUUUUAUUAAACAGACUAAUCACUAGUAUAUAGAAAUGUCUAACGAGACAGAGAAAAGAGGGAUUGAGGCAGUAUCUGGUGGAUCUGGUGAAACAGGAAGCGUCAAAAGGAAGCGGUAUAAUGACAUACGAUUCAGACUUCUCUUCCAUCAAGAUUCCGUUGGUAGAGUUAUCGGAAGGAAUGGGGAGAAUUUGAAGCACGCAAGACAGGAUAUUUCUGCCAAGGCCCAUCUCCGAGUUCCAGAAUUUCCUUCAUCAAUCCACAAUAAAGAUAGGAUUCUGAUGGUCUCGUGUGAACUAACUGAUGUGCCGCGAUUACUGGAAAAACUUGCUCCUUCCUUGUGGCAUGCACUAGAAGGACGGCCUCAGCGCGAGUUCAACCUCCUCGUACCGUCUGAUAUAGCUGGAGCUGUUCUGGGAAAAGGAGGCUCAACUCUGAAGGACCUCCGAGAAAAGUAUGGGUGUAAAGUAAAGAUGCACAAAGAUAAGCUACCCUACAGCGACGAGAGAGUGCUGGAGAUCCCAGGGAGAGACAAUCAGAUAGACGCAAUGAUAGAGACCCUGGUAGCUGUUCUGACUAUUCUACAAGAGAAACCUCUUCUACACGACUACAUCAGAUACACUCCGUACGUGUGUAAAGAUGAGGACUACAGUGUGCAGUGUGGUGGUUACAUGAAGGGCUUCUUGGAGAAGGGGGGUGACCCUGGCAAACUAGCUCUCACCGUUAGACCUGAUGGACAGCUUACUGGACACCGAAACGCAGAUAUGGACCGUAGCAUGAGCUACAACUACAGUAGUUCGACUGACAUAACGGCAUUCACUAGACAAAGCACUGAUACUGGAUUUGAUAACAGUUACAACACUCCCAAUCCCUUCGCUGCUCAGACAUAUGCUGGUGCUAAACAGAUGAUGAGUGAUAUGGGUCAGUACACCCACAACCCUCUCCCUACCCUCCCCACCCUCGACCAGUCAGCUAGCUACAGCUCCCUCCCCCAGAUGGAGAACUACAGACGCAUGCCCCUCCCCACCUCUCCUCCUAGACACAGUUCCCCACCUCGAACACGUUCUCCGCCGCGCAGCCAUACACCACCACGUGCAAGGUCUCCUCCUCGUUCUGUUGGCUUCAGACAGGAUGAGAGGAGGGCAGACAGAUCCCCUCCACCCAGGAUGAUAGUGGACGACUUUAUGAACGAAGAAAUUAGUAAAGACAUCCAGGUUGAUGACAGUCUGACAUCAUCUAUCAUUGGACCUCGAGGAUCAAGAAUAAGCUCUGUUAGGAAGAAGACCUCUGCUAUCAUCAAAAUAGCCGAUGACAACAGCGUUGUGGAUGGAACUAGAAAAAUUACAAUUUCUGGAACUAUGAAAGAAGUUAUGUGGGCCUUCAACGCUGUCAAGGGUCUAAUUUUGGAUGCAGAUGAAGAAGUGAGGCGAAGUAGUGGACAGAGGGAACCACAAGAGCAGUCAGCCCCUCAACCGCUACCCAAUAGUAACAAACUAUUUGAAAUGGCUCAAAACCUCAUCCCAUUUGAGACUAGCACCGAUGGUUCUGAUGAACGGACUACGAAAGAAAUUAAGAUUCCCAACAAAAAUGCGGGCAUGGUUUUAGGGAGAAAAGCCUCAAUCAUUAAUGAAAUCCGAAGCUUCAGCAAUUGCAAGAUCAAUGUCGCUAAAGACAGCGAGGUGGACGGUGAUCAGAGAACAGUCCAGAUAACGGGAAGUUCCCGAGAUGUACACCUAGCUGAGUACCUGAUUACAGCAGUGCAGCAGAUGCCACGUGAUACACCGCAGAUACUUGGACUUGUCUGAAACGCCAGCAAACUUGUUUGAUUUGUUAUUUAUUAUUACUACAGCUCACCCUAGAAUGUAGUGUUUACUCUAAUUGUCCAGGAGGAAAUUAUCAGAAACUUGUACUUUCUUUUUUAUUGAUCUUGGAAUUCAUUCUACGAUCUGUUGAUUUAAUAUUUAUCUGUAGAUCGUUAAUUGAACUCACUGGUAACGAUUUUUGUUGCAAUAACCAUCAACUUUGAUUGGUCUUCUGCUGCACUGGAACUGUUCAUUCCACAUUUUUAUAUCUUGAA